Molecule: messenger RNA, 3336 nt
Organism: Balearica regulorum gibbericeps (East African grey crowned-crane)
Lineage: Eukaryota; Metazoa; Chordata; Aves; Gruiformes; Gruidae
Source: RefSeq, a predicted model, not a curated record
AUGUAUGAUGUGAGCUUGAUCUGUGAAGAAGACCUACUGACCACUAUCUUCUAUGCAUGUGACAUAGAACAUACAGGAAAAGUAGCAGUUUCCAAGAUAGUCGAUUAUUUGAGACAUACAACUAGUCGGGGAUCAGAAGAUAGCGGUCUUGAAGAGCUGUGCAACAUGCUUGACCCGGAUCAGAAAGAUGUCUCCAUGGACCUGGAAACAUAUCAUGCCAUCAUGAAAGAGUGGAUUGAAGACUGUAAGAGAAAAUGGGAAGAUGGUGCCACAGAGGAACCAAUAGCAAGCAUGGAAGACCUGGAAUUUAAAGUGCAUAGAAACACCUCUGAAGCAAAAAAGAUACAUGUCCAGAUGAAUGUUACAUCAGGAAGCUUGGAAGCCUUUGGGGGUGAUGUGUCUAAAGGAGACAUGGAGACUUCUGACUUGAUAACCUGUGUUGCGGACCUGCAGUACAACAACCAGAAGCUUCAGGAAGAGAACAACAAGCUGAAGCUCGCACUAGAAGCUGUGGAUGAGACCAACAAUAAGCUAUUGGCCGAUAAUGAGGAUCUACGUCAACAAAUAAAAAGCAUCCAGCAUUCUGUGCUGAAAGCCAAAUCACUGGGAGAAGAACUAGAAGAAGCAAAAACCAACCUGAACCUGUCAGAAGAGAAGAGACAGCAGAUUCUCUGCCAGAAUAAACAGCUAAAUAUUAGGAAUAGCAUGGACACCGAUGAACUGCAAAAGAAGAUUUUGGACCUGUCUAAAAAUGCAGCAGAGCUUCAAAUCCAAGCACAUAUCUAUGAGAGCACUGUGGUGAAUAAAGAGGCAAGCUUGAUCCAGAAGGAGCAGGACAUCAAAGAACUGAAGUUAACCAUUGUGGAGUGUUCCUCAAUCAUAGAGACUUUGCGGGCAGAAAAAAAGAAGUUACUGGAGAACAUGCAACACAUGCAGCAAGAGCUGAUCUCAAAUGGGUUGAGUUUCCCAUUGUUUUCUAAAUUUAACAGUAAUGUUCCUGAAGGGACGAAUUCACUGCACUGUGAACUGGAACUUGCUCAGUCUUCAGAGAUUACCAAGACUGAAUGGACAUCCCUGGAUGAAACACUGGACCGUGAAGUGCUGUUUUUACUUCAGGGACCUGAAUAUGCAGGAGAAAAAUUUAAGACUAUCAUGCAAAACCUGCAAGCGGAAGCUUCUGAAGCAGAGGAGCUUGUCAUGACUUCUUUACAAUGGGUAAAAGAUCCUGAUGUGAACAUGCAACAGGCUUGGGAAAGAAAACUUGUGGUUCUCAAGCAAGAACUAGGAGAAAAAAGACACCUUUGGAUGCAGAAACUUCAUCUCUUGGAAAAGUACAAAGAAUCCCUAGAUAAGGAUUUUAUUCGAAUGGCAGGCAACCUGAGGAGAACCAAGACAGAACAACUUCACCUAAGGAAGGAGCUCUCUGCCAGGCAACGUGAGAUAGAAACUGCCAAACAGUUACAAGAAGAAACUGCUGGCUGGGCAGAAGCCCUUGGUUUAGAGCUGCAAAAAGCUACAAAGCAGCUUGAAGAUGCCAGCAAACAGGCAGAGGAUCAAGUUGAAGCCUUUCACUCUGCUUGCGAGGAAGCCGCAUCCUUUAAAUGCAAGUUAGAGGAAGCCAUUUCUGAGCAGCAAAAACUCAAGCAUGUGAAUGCAGCUUUAACAAGCACUUGCCAGUUGCUUCAAGAAAAGGUGGAAGACCAGAAAAAGAUCUGCAACUAUGGCAUCUGGGCUGAGAACCAGUGCUGUGCAGAGUUGGAAUGUGACUACAGUCUGCUGCCUGCAUCAGCUGAGCCAGUAAAAGGGAAGCAGCUCCGUCGUUCUAAACGACUGUGGAGCGAAGGACCCGCCUCGUGCAUUGAACUUCGCAGGACGCUGCACUCGGAUAUUUCAUACUGGCGUAGCACACCUCUGCUAGGCUGCCUUGUUAUGGAGGAAAAAUCACCCAAGUGUUCACGUGAAAAAGAGGAAGAUGUGCCAACUUCCACAGCAAUGGAGAAAGACAGCAAUAAGGAUCCAGCUGGUCCUGUAUCAGGAGCGGAUCUGACUGCGAAGGAAUCCUGCCCUGUGACGGAAGAACACAAAACUGCAUUUCAAAACGUCUUAAAGCAAGGCCUGGAGGUAGACCAGGAAAAGAAAAAUAAUCAAGAGCAGAGCAAGGAAGCACCAGCUCCGGUUCCGAGUAGGAAAGGGAGUUCACCCACUGCAGGUGGCAUAAAAGGAGAUAAAACAAAGCAAAAUGAGCCCGACUCUCCUAAUGAGAAAGAAGUGGAGGCUGAAUUUCUGAGGUUGUCUUUAGGUUUUAAAUGUGACUUGUUUACCUUGGACAAGAGAGUGAGGCUUGAAGAAAGGUCCCGAGACUUGGCUGAAGAAAAUUUGAAAAAGGAGAUCACAAAUGCUCUAAAGAUGUUAGAGGCUUUAGUUCCUUUGUGUGAAGAGGAUAACCAAGCACAGGAGAUUAUUAAGAAGUUGCAGAAAAGCUUGCAGUUCCUUAGCCAGUAUGCAGCCCGAGUCGCCAGUAAAGCAGAGAUGUUGGGAGCUAUUAAUCAGGAAAGCCGUGUCAGCAAGGCUGUGGAAGUAAUGAUUCAACAUGUGGAAAACCUGAAGCGCAUGUACGCAAAAGAACACGCAGAACUUGAGGAGCUGAAACAGGUCCUGCUCCAGAAUGAGAGAUCUUUUAGUUCUCUUGGAGAUCGAGAUGAAUCUGCAAAUAAAAAGCUGCCAAAUUCUUUUAAGGUAAUGCCCUCAUCAUCCCUACGAAGAGUUAGCAUUGCAACACUGCCUAGGAGCACUGGAAAUGCAGGCGUUGGGUUGCCGCUGGCCCAGUUCCAUGAACCUGAUAGAGAUGAAUGGAAUGAUAAAUUCAACAGGAGAUCAAGCAGUUGGGGGCGACUAGGAGCAAAGCAAAAUGAGAAGCGUCCUUCACUACAGCGGUUCAUUAGCACGUAUUCCUGGGCAGAGUAUGAAGACGAACAUGCUGAAACAAAACACGAGCAGUCGGAAUCACCUGCAGAAGUACAAGAAACACCAUCCAGGAAGGAAAGUGUCUCUGAAAAAGGAAAAUAUUCAUCAAAAUGGAACCUAGAGUCAGUGUGCAAUCUAAUGUCAUCAUGGGCAUCCCAUUUCAAGACUUCCUUUUCCAAUGCUAACAAAACUCUCUGGGUUUCUGUUUCCAUCCUGGUACUGCUUGCUGCUCUUACGAGCUUCCUCACUGGGCUGUCUCUUCAAAGACCAGCCGACGCAGCGCCUGUAGGAACUGGGGACUCCUGGACUUCACUACAGCAACUGUUGUGGCCAUAUACAGGACUUCAACACAACGGACCACCCCCAGUAUAA